GAAGCAGUAGAUCGUUCUUGUUAUGCGUUAACAUUGAAUAUAUUGAAAUAAAAAUCUUGAGAGAGACAAAUCCUUUAACUCAACAGUUAAUAAUUGAUAUUAUUAAAGCUCAACAAAAUCUUAUAGAAUUCAAAUUGACCGAGAAUUGGAUUUAUCCAACAAACAUCAUGACAUCUUUGGAAGUUCACGCCAAUCAUAUUACUGCUUUAGGACUAUUUUCUUUUCUCUUUGAUGAUACUUCGAUUAAGAUUUUAUCCAGGUUCACAUGUCUGGAAUCACUUCAACUUCACAAUUGUAGUUGUAUUGAAAAGUAUCCAAACAGAAUUUUAUCAAACGCAGUGUUUAAUUUAAAGUCUCUUUUCAUAGUCAGCACUCCUUCAAGUCUAACUACUUCAAUAAUCGCUAAAGCAGGCCAUAUGUUACAAUUAUUAGUUAUGGAUUGUGUGAAUAGCGAUAUGAUCGAUUUUGCUUCAAAAUAUUGUCCAAAUAUUUCCAUGUUGUAUGUUGAGUUGACUCAGAGCGAUUAUACACUUUUGUUUCCUUGGAUUGGAUCACUGCAGUUGGAGACACUUGAAAUUAAAUGUUCUGUUGAAUCUCGUAAUAGAACUCAUUUACUUAGUGCAAAUGAUAGUGGAAAAUUUUUGCAACUUUUAAGCCAGCAUUUACCUUUGACAUUGACUUUUUUGAGAUUAGAAGGAAUGGAAAUUUUGCCAGAAGAUUUUAAUAAUUUCUCAAAGGAUUGUAAUGUUCCUUUACAAACAUUUAUUAUCCAAGGCAUCUUGAAACAUUAUAAUGAUGAUGAAGUACUUUGUUUAAUCUCUCAAUUUGCCACUUUACACAAAACCUUGGAACUUUUCGGUAUCGAUCGCGAAGUUAUCCCUCAAAAGUGGUCAAAGAAAUUGAAAAAACUUGGGAUUGAGAUCUUUUCUAUUGAUGAUUUUGAAACAUUAUAUAAAA
Molecule: messenger RNA, 957 nt
Organism: Racocetra persica
Lineage: Eukaryota; Fungi; Glomeromycota; Glomeromycetes; Diversisporales; Gigasporaceae
Source: the annotation of a GenBank genome assembly